Phalaenopsis equestris is the source of this 610-nucleotide messenger RNA. RefSeq names its product zinc transporter ZTP29-like. The record is from RefSeq and is a predicted model, not a curated record. The transcript has 5 exons. NCBI's taxonomy places the organism in Eukaryota, Viridiplantae, Streptophyta, Magnoliopsida, Asparagales, Orchidaceae. Bases 203 to 610 code for a protein of 135 amino acids.
UUUCAUGCAACAUUCGCGACUCGAGAAAAAAAUCGUUACUUUAACAAAAUGUUAGAAUCCGUAGGGUCACCAGUCCAGAUGUUCUGCAGAUGCUUUCUUUUCUGAAACUGGGUGACGACAUUGCUCGCUCUCUCUCUCUCCCUUAUAUUCUUAGGCUCUAAUCCGAUACACGAACUCCCUCUCCGAAAACCUUAGGUCUCUGAUGGAUUCUCAGAUCCUGGUGGCCCUGUCCCUUUCACUCGUGGGUGGCCUCAGUACAUCGGCAGGUGCACUAUUAGUGAUUCUAAACCCUGCUCCAAACCUUAAGAUGCUUGGGCUUUUGCAGGGUUUUGCUGCUGGUCUUAUGUUGAGCAUAUCAUUCUUUGAUUUGGCACAUAAUGCUCUAAACUCAAUAGGCUUUUUGAGGGCAAAUCUUUGGUUCUUUGCAGGAGUUGUGUUUUUUGCCUUUAUUGUCUCUUUCAUCCCAGAACCAACAAUUACUAUAGAAGCAAAUAAUAUACAGAAGGAUGAUGAUGGAUCAGGCAAAGAUUUGAUGAAGAAACAUCGACGGAACGUACUAUUUAGCGGAAUUAUAACUGCAGUUGGUAGGUUGUUUGGCAUGAUAUGUUGA